Cryptomeria japonica (Japanese cedar) is the source of this 1194-nucleotide messenger RNA. RefSeq names its product psbP domain-containing protein 7, chloroplastic. The transcript is spliced from 3 exons. Gene Ontology annotation, cellular component: photosystem II oxygen evolving complex; photosystem II; extrinsic component of membrane. The record is from RefSeq and is a predicted model, not a curated record. Gene Ontology annotation, biological process: photosynthesis. Gene Ontology annotation, molecular function: calcium ion binding. The coding region runs from base 27 to 953 and encodes 308 amino acids. Lineage: Eukaryota; Viridiplantae; Streptophyta; Pinopsida; Cupressales; Cupressaceae.
AGAUAUAACCGUCCUCUUUUGAAUGGAUGCGAAAAUGUAGAGAAAUGGGCUAUGCUGGUUCUCCACCAGCAUUCUUUUGUGUGCCAAUUGCUGGUUUAAGGGCAUGCUCUACAAAUUGCAGGUCUGUAGCCCUUAUUAAAGGAUUCAUCCAAAAUGCAAACGUUUUAGCUAAUGCUAGGGCACAGGCACAACCGCCCGGGGAACUCGAACCUGCGACACAAUUUGCAUCACUUGCCAAUGCGUUCGGUAGAAGACUGCUGGUGGGAGCCACAGCGGCCUCGGCUGUGGCACUGGGAGGAAAUCUUGGUGGCAUUACCAGCUUUUUGUUGGGAUUCGAACCCGAGAACUCUAGGAAGCUAAAGCUGGAUGUCGUGUACCCUGUCAAUGGUUACAAGAGAUGCUUCGACACCGUUAAUGGCUUUGAGUUUGUUUAUCCUUCUGCUUGGGUUGGUGAUCAAAGGUUGUUGUAUAGAGCAGUUGAAAAAGCAGAAAAGGAAAGAUUACUUGGUUUUCCACAGCUACAGGAUGGACUACGUCCACAGCAAAUGAGUGAGCCCGUUGUUGCAUUUGGCCCUCCUGGUUCAAAUGGGGAGCUAAAUGUUAGCGUUAUAGUGGCUCCAGUUCCAACCAAUUUUACGAUUGAAAAGUUUGGAGACCUCACACAAGUAGGACAGGUUAUUCUCAGUAAAUUCAUUGUUUUAAGGAGCUCAAACAUUACUGCAACGCUCAUAGAUGCAAAGAAAAAGGAUGACUAUUUUAAUGAUAAAAAAAUUACAUAUUACAAUCUGGAAUAUACUGUGCAAAGCCCAACUUUUUCUCGCCACAAUGUAGCUGUGUACACUACAUUUGCAGGGCAACUGUUCACUCUUAAUGCUCAGUCUCCUGAAGCAUUGUGGCCAACAAUGAAGGGCAAGUUCUAUGAGAUAGCAGAUUCUUUUAAGUUGAUCCUCUGAAAAGCAAUCAUGUCAUUUGAUGGUAUAUUGCAAGCAAAAUAUAUUUUGAUGCCUCAGAAAGCAUACUGGUGAUGGUGUGUAAUAUAAACUAACGGGAAGAUGGCUGAAAAUCUAAAGACUUUUAUAGAUCUCUACCCAUUUAUGAAAAACGUAAGUAUUAGAAAUCCUGCUUCGAUUCAAUUCACUUUUUUUCUAAUGCUAAAUGUGAAUUUAUAAGAUUUUAGUUUUGGAUUUGAGUGCA